Messenger RNA from Stylonychia lemnae, 1104 nucleotides. NCBI's taxonomy places the organism in Eukaryota, Ciliophora, Spirotrichea, Sporadotrichida, Oxytrichidae. The record is from the annotation of a GenBank genome assembly.
AUGAGAGCUAUUUUCUUAUAUAUAGCAAUCUUUACAUUGAUUACAUUAGCUUUAGCUAAUAACUAACCUUAAGUGCCUCGAGAAGUUAAUUUUAGAGAGACAGAAACUACUAAAAACGUUGGCGAUGAUAAUGAAGAAGAUUAAUAAGAGGAUCAUAUCCAUGACGCUAAGUUUGAAAAUGGCUUUCUGCCUUUUGAACGAUCGGUUGAGAAGAUAAAUUAAGAUUUCAAUGACGAUAAAACAUAUGAAGCAUUUACAUUGUUGGACGUUUUCUAAAAAGCUGCCGCUGCUGAUAGAAUUUACUUUGAAGAUAAAAUCAGAGAGGGUUUUAAUGAGAAAGAUCUCAUUGAUGAAUUCCUAAACACAGUGAUUGCGAAAAAACUCUAAAUUGACAAGGCAAAUUUUGAAUUGAGGUACCCUCAACUGAAUAGCACUGAUGGAUGGAAUUAUUAUAUUAAUGAGCCUAAGAAAAAGUUGUUUUUUAGGAACGAGCCAGGAUUUAAAAUAGUUACGUAGUAGAUUGAAGCUAUAAUUGAAGCCCCCUAUGAAAAUAUUGUACUCUUGUUGAGAGAAGCUGAUCUUUUAAAACAUUCUGUGCCACUCUUGGCAGUAAGCGAGGUUAAAAAUGCUUAUAAACCUUGGAGGUAAUUACUUUAUCAAAGAUUCAAUGCACCUUGGCCCUUAAAAGAUAGAGAAGUCUGGGUAGAAAUUUCAGGGUACAUGCUUCCUUUUGAAGACGCAUUCGUGUUUUCAUUUGAGACAGUCUAGGAUGGUGAGAAUUGGUUUGGAACAAAAAUAAAUAAAAAUAAAAAAUCUACAGAGAUGAUCUUUAACAAAUCAUUUGGAUAUUUGAGGAUGAUCGGACCUAACCGUACCUUAUUCAAAUUUAUCAUAAAUGCAGACCCUAACCUUGAAUUCGUACCAGCGGGAAUGAUUGACUGGGGUAUUAAAACUGUUACUGGGGGUUUUCUGAACUAUCUAAUAGACUCUUGUUCAGACCCUCCUAAAAUGUACAAGGAGAGACUUUAAUCUAAAAAGGCUGAAUAUGAUUAAAUUUAUUCCUUCAUGUCAAGAAUGUCGAGAGCAUAUCGCGAUGAAGAAUGA